AAAUCUUACCAACACUUGCGCAAUUUGCAAAAUUGUUGGAACUUUGUUUUUCUCUCCAUAAUUAACAAAAAUAUAACGUAAUUAAAAGUUAUAAUAAAGCUUACUUGGGCUAGUUACAGUAUAGCCUACUAAGGGCACAAGAUAUCCAGCAGUAAUCAGGCCAAAUGCCGUACAUUAUCAUACGGGGGAACUUAGCCUCCUACAGCCACAAAUAUCCAUGGCGAGUGCUCGUCUCUGGAUUGAAAGCUGACGACAUCGAGCAGUUGAAUAAGUUUUCUUGCGGCGGCUACAGUGACGAGUCGACCAUCGUCUACCUAGUGCAUCCUUGUCGGAUUCUAUCGGCGCUAGAAAUUCUGGGAUUUCGUGUGGUGGCCAGCUCGUCGACGGCCGUGAAACAGGAUUACAACGAGUAUAUGUGGACGAUGCGCAAGGAGUUCGACGAACCAGAACCUUUAGAGGCAGAGUCCGUAGUGCGAGAGAAUCUAUCGAAUAUUGGCCGUGAGGCAGCCAGUUUAGGCAACUAUCACAAGGUGGAUUCACCCGAAUAGGGACCCAGUUUGGGAAAAAAACCAGCAAACAACCAACAACCCUACUCUAAUUGUAUAAUUUUGUGUGUGUGAGAGAUUGUGUGAGGCGUCUGCGUGUGCGUGUUCGUGUUUAAGUGUGAAAAACUA
This is a messenger RNA of Drosophila gunungcola (fruit fly), 674 nucleotides long. RefSeq lists its product as uncharacterized. Gene Ontology annotation, biological process: negative regulation of biosynthetic process. The coding region runs from base 165 to 548 and encodes 127 amino acids. The transcript has 4 exons. The record is from RefSeq and is a predicted model, not a curated record. NCBI's taxonomy places the organism in Eukaryota, Metazoa, Arthropoda, Insecta, Diptera, Drosophilidae.